Molecule: messenger RNA, 210 nt
Organism: Linum tenue
Lineage: Eukaryota; Viridiplantae; Streptophyta; Magnoliopsida; Malpighiales; Linaceae
Source: the annotation of a GenBank genome assembly
GAGAGAAGCUUGGGGAGACUAGAAGGAAAAAGGCCAUCUGCAAACAAAGGGAAGGGAGAGAAGAUUGGGGAGACUAGAAGGAAAAGGUCAUUUGCAAACAAAGGAAAGGGAGAGAAGCUUGAGGAGACUAGAAGGAAAAGGAAGAGUUGGAGAAAGGAUGAUCAAAUUGUUCAAAAAGGGUUGGAAGAAGUUACGGGGGACUAUUCCACA